AUGCAAGCUUUUUUGAAGACUGGAAAGUUGUCAACAAAUGAUAAGCCAUCUGCUUCAGGCACUAAAACCGCUAAAAAGAAACCGCCAGCACCUUGGGUAGAAAAAUAUCGACCGAAAACAAUCGAUGAUAUUGUAGACCAGGGUGAAGUCGUGCAAGUUUUGAGAGAAUGUUUAUCGGGAGGAGAUUUGCCACAUUUGUUAUUUUAUGGCCCUCCUGGGACAGGUAAAACGAGUGCUAUUCUUGCUGCAGCGAGACAACUUUUUGGAGAUAUAACACGGGACCGUGUACUAGAACUAAAUGCUUCUGACGAACGUGGAAUACAAGUUAUCAGGGACAAAGUGAAGUCUUUUUCUCAGCUUACUGUCAGCAACACAAGACCAGAUUGCAGACCAUGUCCACCUUAUAAGCUGGUUAUUCUGGAUGAGGCCGAUUCUAUGACUACAGCUGCACAGGCUGCUCUUCGUCGUACUAUGGAAAGAGAGACUCGUACUACUCGAUUUUGUCUUAUUUGUAAUUAUGUUUCGAGAAUUAUACCACCCAUCACAAGUAGAUGUUCUAAGUUCCGAUUCAAACCCCUUACAAGGGAAAAUGUUAUUAAGAGAUUACAAGAAGUUUGUAAUGCUGAAGGAGUCGAUAUUGGUGAUGGUGAAGUAUUGCAACAAGCAGUACAUACAUGUGAUGGAGAUUUGCGAAGGGCUCUCACUGCUCUUCAGUGUUGUCAACGUUUAUUAGGAAAAGUAACUGCUGAAGGCUUAAUAGAGGUUACAGGUUUGGUUCCAGAUACAUUGGUCAAUGAAUACUUAAGUAUUAGGAAUUAUAAUGUUUUGGAACAAUUUGUUGCAAAGUUUUUAAUGGACGCGUACUCCGCGUCGCAGCUUUUGGAACAAUUGAGCGCAACGGUAGUUAAUGCAGGUCAUUUAACAAAUAAGCAGAAGUGUGCAAUCAGUGAGAAGAUUGCAGUUUGCUCUCAUCGUCUGUUAGAUGGCGGUGCCGAAUUCAUGCAACUCACUGAUUUGGGAUGUUCUAUAAUUAUGGCCAAUGACAACCCG
Iphiclides podalirius (scarce swallowtail) is the source of this 1050-nucleotide messenger RNA. The record is from the annotation of a GenBank genome assembly. Lineage: Eukaryota; Metazoa; Arthropoda; Insecta; Lepidoptera; Papilionidae.